Messenger RNA from Alternaria burnsii, 240 nucleotides. RefSeq lists its product as uncharacterized. Lineage: Eukaryota; Fungi; Ascomycota; Dothideomycetes; Pleosporales; Pleosporaceae. The transcript has a single exon. The coding region runs from base 1 to 240 and encodes 79 amino acids. The record is from RefSeq and is a predicted model, not a curated record.
AUGGCGCGUUCGUGCUGGAGGCCGUUGGAGAUUGGCCCCAGACCUCUUAGACUAGGCAAUGUAGCAUUAAAAAUGGGUCGAAUGCUAAACAGACGUUGGUUGAAGCGAGGACGUUUUUCGUAUCCAACAAGAGGCGCGGGUUGUGUUGCCGUUCUUCACUCGCUGCCAUAUGCGACCUGUCGCGCUACGUCAUCCGCGACUCCGUUGCAUGUUUUCCAAGGGCAUGUCCCCAUGGCAUGA